AUGACUGAAUCGAUGAGUAAAUGUACAUUUACAGAAAGAAGUGGAGAAACGUUUGAAGACUAUACAGCUGUAACAGACUGGGAAGUUUUCACACAAGAACUGGAAAAUCUUCUAAUCAGUUGGGUAAUAAAGGAUGACAUUGUAUCUUUUACAGAUUGUGGACGUCUUUACUUUUGUGGAAAGCUGAAAUUCAGUAAAAGAGUAUUCAGUCUGUUUUACUACAAAUAUAAGGAAUCUGGAAAAGAGGAUAAGAAAUCAACCAGUUCAGUUCAACCUAAUGAUACACGAACAUCUGCUCACCUUAUCACUCGAGUCCCGGAUUUCAGCCAACGAUAUCUACUUCCAUUGUUUUGCCUUCUAUCAAUGGGUUCCAUUUUGCUUAUCAAUCCAGGGAAUAUUGUUCUUUCUACCUCAUUUUGCUUGGCAGACAUUCGCCACACAUCUAAUGGGUGGAAAUCUAGAAGCGAUUUUAGAUAUGGCGUAUAA
This is a messenger RNA of Trichobilharzia szidati, 486 nucleotides long. The record is from the annotation of a GenBank genome assembly. NCBI's taxonomy places the organism in Eukaryota, Metazoa, Platyhelminthes, Trematoda, Strigeidida, Schistosomatidae.